Messenger RNA from Aethina tumida (small hive beetle), 5242 nucleotides. RefSeq names its product probable serine/threonine-protein kinase cdc7. Bases 241 to 4098 code for a protein of 1285 amino acids. The transcript has 3 exons. The record is from RefSeq and is a predicted model, not a curated record. Lineage: Eukaryota; Metazoa; Arthropoda; Insecta; Coleoptera; Nitidulidae.
UUCUUCCGUACCUGGUUCCCGUUCCAAACGCACCGCGUACGUUCUUCUCUCAGUGGGUCAAUUGGACGUCGACGUCGCGGGCAACAGGUGCCGAGGCGAUGCCCUCCGCCGCGCUAAGAUGAAAGUGUACCAUGUGCAGAUAUUCGAUGUUUUGCGAUAGAGGUGUUGCGCAAAUAAUUAUUUGGUUGUGGAGGUGAUUUGUACUUUUGGUUACGAGAGUGCUGUUUCUUCGUCAGCGAUAUGCAUCUUGGUACUGUUUGUGUCAGUACUGUGAGCAGUCGGCCACGCACCUGGUCGUCUUACUCAAACAUACGUGCCAAAGAUGUUGACGAGAUUAUCACGAUGAACAGUACCGAGGAGAUAUCCAGAUACACUGAAGAACCCGCCAAUUUUUACUCGCCGACGCUUCAGCGCAGGACGCUCGGCUACAGCUACGACUUCCCCGAAAAGGAUGCGAAGAAAGACAAGAAGUGGUCCAUAGGCAGUCUCUUCAGACGGAAGAAGCGCGACGAUAGCGCCAGUUCCAGUGAUGAGGAGCAGAAGAAAGGAUUUUUGGGACGCAGGCGCAAGAAGUCGGAUGGUAAAAGAAAAAAGCCGCCGAAACCUAUUGGUACGUUUGACCAUGUGGUCAUCCAGCCAGGCCAAAGGACUUCGAUUGCCUUCAAUGGGCAUGAGCCCUACGAGGAUACUGGAAUCUUGUCGGAUCCCACUGGAGGUUUCUCUAAUUAUAUAGGUAGGGCGUUACCUAAAAUACCAGUCGAGAUCGGCAACAAGGAAAAUAAUAAUGUUACCAAUAAUAGAGAGGCUGCGCACGACAUGAGCCAUUCAAGGCUUAGUGUGGGAUCUGGUUCGGCUGAUAGUUUGAACAGGAAGAGCCGCAGGGAGUUGACCAAAGCCAGGGCAGUUGCUAGGAGAACUUUAAGAGGAGACAACAGCAGCUCUGAUGAGGAUUCCCAGCGGUCUAAUUCAUCUUUACGAAUUCGCAGUGAGGAAAAUCUUAAGCAAAGGGACUCCUCAGCUACCAGAAGGUCCCGGGCAGCUAGAACAGAAAGGUAUUUGAAGAGACAUUCUAGAGAUGGGGAGAAUCCGCAUAACUAUCUUAGAAUACCUAGAUCGGAUGCAGACAACAAUUCAAAUAGUUGGAGGAAUUCUGAUGACAGCAAUCGUUCGCCUAGUCGGAGUCCAAUCUCUCCGAAUGCUAACAAGUCGUAUGUCAGCUCCAACUCCCAGUCUAGUAGUAUUACAGGACUGUCAACUAUUCCUCCUAGUCAUUCCCAGUAUGGGAAAUAUAAAAUUAGCAAUUCUACCAGUAAUCCGUCGUACAAACCUCCAUUGUCGAUGAAUGAAUACAACAGCAUUACCAAAAAACUGAACGAGUCGUACAAUAAUCAGUUCAACAACAACCAACGUUCCGUAUCUUGUGAGGAAAAUAUCAACAAAAAAUCUUCAAUUGAUAUAGCCUCAGAAAUAUUACAUGUCCAGUUCCCAAUCAUAAGACCCAACAACAGGUACAGGAACCUAAGCUUGAUCGAUCCAUCUCUGAUAAACAAAGCUAGACAACCACCGGCCCCUCCUCCAAGAGAUCCCAACAGACUAGUCACUGCAACAUACGGAGAAAAUACCAGACCUACAACCUAUUACUUGGAUAACAGCAGAUCGAGAUCAUUUAAUGUUCAUUCGAACGUUGACAUGACUAUUCCUACGAAGAAAUACAACUCGUUCAAUUUGCAUACAAAUAACAGAUCGGUUUCUGAGGAUUACCUGCCCAACCCUUCGCCACAUAUCACUUCUAGACCACUGUCAACCACACCCUUGGCCACCAAAAGAAACCAGCAGCAGAACGAUCAAUUUAACUACUUAACUGAUAAAAAGCCACGCAGCAGGAAGCCAAUAUUUAUUCAGAGUAGCGAGAAUGUCCAAAAUGAUAAUCCAGAGAAGCAGUCCGGCACUCAAAAGGCGUUAGACUUUUGGAAGCAGCGUGACAGGGAGAACUUGACAAACAUGCGCAAGAGCGGAAUAAAGUCUCGAUCGACAAGUCCUCAAAUGUUCACAGCACAAACCCACGUGCACAACCAAAUAUUUUUACCCAGUGUAAUUCAAAAAGAUUCUACUCCGGCCCCAAUCACUUCGUCGUUACGUGUAACAAGUCCAUUUAAGCCCGUGUCACCCACUUUACGUCAGAAUGAAUGUGUGCACAAAAUGAAUCAAAUCAAUAGUGCCAAACCCGAGAAAGUGGAAGAUGAUUCGACUGGAAAGUCAACCAACUUGGAGGACGCGCUCGACGAGUUGGAGGCAAUUUACAACAGUUUGAGGCUCGGUGAUGAGGAUUUGUUGGAAAGGGCUGAGCAAAGAGAACGAGAUGCGGUGGCACAAAAAUUGUCUCAAACCAAUUUGGAACCGUAUCCGAAUUGGAAUCCCAACAGAGGUCACUUGAGCGAUUCAAGUUACAACUACGAACCGUUCGAUUCAAUCGACUCACCCAGGCGAAAGAAAAUAGCUAAGAAAAACCGACAAUUUGACAGAAAAGCCGACGACAUGGCUUACAGGAAAAUCAACAAAGACCGUUCUCACACCAUUAGUGAUCCUCAGUCAAUAACUUCGAGGAUAAGUUACCUUAUGACUUCGCCAGUUCACGGAGUCAAUCCGGAAAUUGAACAGCUUCAAGAGCGUCAAGGCAAUGAACCUGAUAUCACAAGGGACGACGUGGUUUACAGAAACGUGAAGCAUGCCAAUCAAAGUCUAAAGAUUUUGGAUCCUCAGCCUCCGUUUGGCAUUCCUGUUGGUCCCAUAACUCCCGCCGCCAACAGUGAUUACUUGCAUGCUGUCCCCGACAAUAUAGAAAGACCAGUUUAUAAACCUCGAAAGAUUCCCGACAUUGUGAAGGACGAUUUGGCUUUCCGUAAUCUGCGUAAGGACUCCAACAAGGAGCCAGCUUUGCCCCUUUUGUCCCCCGAGGACUUUAAAAACAACAACAGUCCUCUGGACAACAAGAUUGACUACUUCAAAAAGCGACGGGCAGUCAGAUCUUUGUCGGCCAACAUUGGCAGCUUGAUUUCCAAAGAGGUGAUUGAAAAGGCGAAGAAGAGAAAUGAGCCAAAGGAGGAUGUGGAGAAUGAGUUCAAUUCUUUGACUGACAUUGCUGAUGCUAUGGAAAUAGCCAGACAAGUUCUCAGAGAAAAGGAUAUGAAAAUCAGCAACACAAGGAAGGCGUUUAUGAGUGAUACCGAUACACAAUAUAUGAAAAAUAAAUACAAACGAUCGGAUCAGAUUUCUGAAAAUAGGGCGAAAUUUCUAAAUGGGUUGAAGGAUUGUUCUAACAACACUGGACAUGAUUUAAGCGGUUCCUUAAGCAAGCCAAAAUUGUCCAGAGAAGUCAAAGAAUCCACUCCUAUACCAAAAUCACCGUUGGAGAAGGAGUCAGAUUCUACAAAUUCUUCUUUGGACGAACUUCUACAAACGUUGGCACAAGAAGCUAAAGAAACAUCUCAGAGAAUUAAUAGUGAGUUAAUGUCGUUUAAUGACGUUAAGGCGGUUGAAAAUGACACUAAGAAGCAGAGUGACUUGGAUCAAAAGUUAGCAGAAAUUGAUUCAGUAUCUGAACACGCAAAGUUGUGUGAAAAACUGUUGGAAUGCAGCAUGGAAAGUCCAGAAUUGGCUCGUGUCAAUUCACCAGUUACUGAGAAAACAGCUUCUCCGGUAAUGAUAGAAUCUGUGGCGAACAUUGUUUUAAAGAAAGACAACGAGAAGAAUAAAGUGAAGGAGGUCACACCUGAGUCGGAUCAUGACUAUGAAAACUUACAAUCAGAGGAAGAUCUAAUACCAACUGUUGUAAACAUGGGUGACGAAGCUGAAGAGAAGUGCACCUCUCCGUUUGAGGAACACAAGGCAGAAUUGGUGGCUAGUUUCCAGGAACUGAAGGACAACAUGAAAGAUAUCGAGCUUCCAAAGCCGAUACAAGAGAUAACAAUAACAAGCAAGAAAAGGGAAACACCCAAGGAUCAAGACAAAAAAGAGUCGUCUUCUAAGACUGACUCGGUCUACGACAAUCUAAGUGACGACAACAACAAAAUCGAGGCAUCGGUUACAGGUAAACUGUAAUCUGCUGUCUCAACCUCCUAAGUACUCCCCCACAAUCCGGCAACCGACUACAGGUAACUGCCAACAUUUCUCUGCCAGCUAACAACUACUACAUACUACUACUAUCCUCCUCCAACGAACUAUGAGCAUAUCGUACCAGUAAUUUUUUCGGAUGUUCGUGAUUUAUUGAUUAACUCGAUACUUGAUUUAAGCAUGUAUUCUUGAGUGGUUUAUCGGAUCCAGGAAAAAAUCACGUCUAAGAUAAUCUCCACUCAUUUAAAUUCUCACCUUCAAUAUUUUUCCAUUCUUCGGAAACAUUUUGUUUCUAUAUUCAACUUGUACAUUACAACAUCCCUGUAUUAAUAGGAUAUUAACUAUAAGCAAAGAGUUUCAAUAUAAAGGAUGUUUACUAAAGUAGAGUAAAUAACUGAAGAUAAUUUGCCAAAGAUUGGUAGUAAGUAGAUUUUAUGUUCUAAGUAUACAAGAGAUUCAUUUAGCAGAAUUAGUUUCGAUGGUCUCGUUAGAUUUUACGAUAAGAUGUGUUUCUUAAAUCCGAUCUUGCAUUUCUUGUUGCCGACAGUGCAAUCGAAUUUUGGCAAGUCACCCAUCUAUUUGUAUUUUGCGAGACUUGAACAGCUCUCGCAAUAUAUCCAGACAAAUUGAACGUCUUGAAAUAGCAGGCAUAUUUAUCGCAUUAAUGUAACCGGUAAGUGUACGUUACGUAUGCAUCAAAAUUAUUUUUAAACUAUUUAAAAAACUCGUUGUUUUAGCCCGCCCACUUCAAAAUUAUCCUUUGUAUUCAAAUAAAUUUAAUUAAAAUGAUGGGAAGUCCAUUAAUUAAAAGUUUACAAAACUGGCGCACCCACUGAAAAUGUUUGUUUUAGUACAUGUUAAUUGUAGUAAUUAAUUUUAUUGACAUUUUUGUUAAUUAAUAGUUUAAUUAUGUUAUGGGUACAUGCUUGAAUCAGGGUACUUCCGUAUUUUACUCACUUAUUAAAUUCGUGCAAGUGAUAACGCGUAUAGAUGAAAAGAAUACACGAGUGUAUUCGUGGUUGCAUACUCUCCAGUACCAAUUACUCUAUGUAUGUUUCUAUUUACACCACACCGAUGUUCUAUAUAUUUAUUUGAAUGUUGUAUAUAAACAAAAUAAAUUAUUUAUUUCUUA